GUGAAGCGGACACAGAUUAUCUUGCGAGCUAUGGCUUCACAAGAUCAAGUGUUUAGAUGGGUCAAAGAAUCUUUGACUAAUCAAGAUUUCAAUAUAAAGGAUGUUCAUAUAACAGGCAGUACAGGAAAUGACCAAGGAUAUAUGGGAGAAGUUAUUUUUGUAGAAGCUGAAGGAGUUACUAAUGAAGGCAGUGAGAAAAAAAUCCACCUGGUUGUGAAACACGGAAAAAUCAAUGAACAUUUAAGAAAGACAACACCAGUUAGAGAAGUAUUUGUUAGUGAAAUCUACACCUAUGACAAUAUUUUCCCAGUGUUCCAAAAGUUCCAGAAAGAACGAGGCGUUGAGAUUUUUGAUUCAGUGCCCAAAUGUUACAAGUGUCUAAUGUUUGAACACAUGGAAGUGAUAGUUCUACAAAACCUGAAAAAAGUUGGUUACGAUUUACAUGAUAGGAAGAAACCCAUGGAUAUAGACCAUUUAGAAAUUGUUUUGAAAGAGUAUGGCAAAUUUCACGCAACGUCUUUUGCUAUGCGUGAUCAAGAUUAUGAACUCUUUGAAAAACUCACUGAGAACUUGCCCAAUGUCUACAAGAGCUUCAUGGAACUACCAGACAUAGAUUCAUUCAUUCUGAGUUCUACUGCUAUCGUAAUCGAUAUAUUGAAGAAGUACAAAGAUGAGGACCUUUGCAAGAAGUUUGAAAAGUUGAUGGAAAGAGGGAUUACCAAUAUAUUGAUGGACGUUGUAGACAUAAGGGAUCCAAAAGCUGUGAUUUGCCAUGGUGAUUGUUGGAAUAAUAAUUUCAUGUUCAAAUAUGAGAAUGAGGAUAAAAAGAAGCCUUCGAGAGUAUCAAUCUUGGACUGGCAGAUAUCAACCCUCUGGUCACCUGUAUACGACUUAUCCUAUUUUCUCUACGCAGUUUGUUCCACGGACCAACUGGUUCAUUUCGACGAUCUCCUGGUCCUCUAUUACGACUCCUUUUCGACAUAUCUAUCACAAUUGGGCAGCAAUCCCGAAGAACUCUUUCCGUUUUCGGAGUUGAAAGAGCACUGGAAGAAGUACUCCAUAUUCGGACUGAUACAGAUGACAAUCAUCCUGAGAUUCGCCCUGUGUGACAAAGAAGAUGCACCUUCUCUCACCGAUCUCACGGAGGAUAGCAAUUUCGCGGAAUUGCUAGAUUCGAUUCCUGUCACCGAAGAGGAUCUGUUUUAUGAGAGGAUGAAAGCUGUCAUGUGUCAUUAUUUCGACAGUACUGCAUGAAUCAAUCAAUCAAUCAAU
Molecule: messenger RNA, 1272 nt
Organism: Phaedon cochleariae (mustard beetle)
Lineage: Eukaryota; Metazoa; Arthropoda; Insecta; Coleoptera; Chrysomelidae
Source: the annotation of a GenBank genome assembly